Penicillium riverlandense is the source of this 1482-nucleotide messenger RNA. RefSeq names its product histone acetyltransferase catalytic subunit HAT1 (gene hat1). The transcript has 4 exons. Gene Ontology annotation, biological process: subtelomeric heterochromatin formation. Bases 1 to 1482 code for a protein of 493 amino acids. Gene Ontology annotation, molecular function: histone H4 acetyltransferase activity. The record is from RefSeq and is a predicted model, not a curated record. Gene Ontology annotation, cellular component: nucleus. Lineage: Eukaryota; Fungi; Ascomycota; Eurotiomycetes; Eurotiales; Aspergillaceae.
AUGGCGAGCGAAGAGGAUUGGUCCUGCGACGCCAACGACGCUGUGCAUAUCACCGUAGUACAGCCCGGCGAGACCAAACCCAAAACCCUCUCGACCUUUCAUCCGCAAUUCACAUACCCCAUCUUCGGCGACGAAGAGCGCAUUUUUGGCUACAAGGGCCUGAUCAUUCGCUUGCGCUUUGCGGCCCAUGACCUGCGCCCCCAUAUCCACAUCUCGUACGAUGACCGGUUCAGGGCGAUCGGCGAUACAGCUGCGGUCGACCUGUUGGGUGCUUUGAAACCGUUUGCUCCAGAGGAGGCGUUUAUCAACCUACCGGAAUACGAGAAAGCUAUCCAAGACGACCCGAGCGCAAAGGGAUUUAAGCCUCCAGGCCUGCUGGUUCACAGCUAUGAGGUGGAUGACCGGAACUAUGAGAUCUGGGCUGGGUCCCUGGCAGACCCCGAGGUGCGCCGUCUGUUGGACCGCGCUCAGAUCCUAGUCUCUCUCUUCAUUGAAGCUGGGACCCCAUUGACAACGGACGAUCCACAAUGGACCCUUGAACGGUGGACAAUCUACUUUGUGUAUGAGAAAGUGACUCCUCCGACGCCCACAGCGUCAGCAUACUCCAUUGUAGGAUAUGCCACAGCCUAUCGAUACUGGCUCUACCAGCGAGACCGCUCUGAAACACCCGUUGUCAAGUCCGAUCCGUUUCCCGGCCCCGAAGUUAAGAUCUCAGAGCUCCCUGCGAGACUUCGGAUUGCGCAGUUCCUCAUCCUCCCUCCACACCACCGUUCCGGUCACGGCACCCACCUGUACACGGCAAUCCACGCUACCUGUCUCGCCGACCCGACCAUUGUGGAACUGACCGUGGAGGACCCGAACGAGCAAUUUGAUGCGUUGCGAGACACGGCCGACUACUGCCUCCUGCGGCCGGAGUUCCUCAAGCACGGCGUGAACAUCAACCCCGAUCCCUACGAUGCAUACUCUCGGAAACAACGCCUGAAAGUGGUGCCCACGGCGGCUCUGAUCCCCACCAAACUGCUGGUGGACAUUCGCACAUCCUUCAAGAUCGAGUCGACCCAGUUCGCGCACAUCUUGGAAAUGUACCUCCUCAGCCAGAUUCCCUCAAGAAACCGGCUGUCUGGCGGAGCCAACCUUGCACGACUGCUGAUAAAGAAGCACCGAGUUGACGAUGUGAAUGACCGACGCUACUACUGGUGGCGCAUGCUCAUCAAGCAACGACUGUUCAAGAAACACCGCUCGUUGCUAAGUGAGUUGGAUGCGACCGAUCGAGUUGAGAAGCUCGAUGAGACUGUGCGGAAUGUGGAGGAGGGCUAUGACGUUACGCUCCAGGCACUGGAGGGUCGCUUGCCUGAUGUGCAGGAUGAGCCCCCGGUGGCUGUCAGUGGCAGCCGGGACGGGCGCGUCAAACGCAAGCUCACCAUCUCGGACGAUGAAGACGAGGAGAAUGGAACGGAGUUCGCCAAGCGGCCUAAGGUGUAG